UCACACGGUUGGACUAACAUAUAAAGAACAACAACAAUCGUUCGUGUUCUUAUUUUUAUUAUUAUUCCAUUCAUUAAAAUAAGUUCCUAUGAUAUCACAACAAAGAAAAAUUGAACAACAAGAAAGACACAAAACCAAUCUAUCCACUUUCAUUCAACACAUAUCAUCUCAAUGCCUUUAACUUUCUCAUAAAGAAAAUUCACUUCCACUUCACACUUUCAUCUUCUUUCUUUGUGAACCAUCAAGUACAUAAAUUUUGUUCAUAGAAGAAUAACAAGUAUAGGAUCAUUAAUGUCAGAACAAGAAUCUGAUUCAUGGAGUUUCAUGUUGGUCUGUUUUUUGAUCCUUUUCUCAGGUAAACUAGUUGCUGGAGAUUCAUUAGAAACAGAUAAACAUGUACUGUUGAAUUUGAAAUCCUAUUUGGAAAAUCAAACAGUUUCAAAUAGAGGAGAGUAUAUAAGAUGGAACAAGAACAAUUCAAAUCCUUGUGAAUGGUCAGGAAUAUCUUGCAGACAAAUCAAAGGUAAAAAUAAAUGGAGGGUUGUGAGUGUAGAUAUCUCAGCCAGUGAUAUUGCCGGUAAGAUGUUUAAGAAAUUCUCGAAGUUAAGUGAACUCACACAUCUUGAUGUCUCGAGGAACACUCUCUCCGGAGAGAUUCCUGAGGAUGUAAGGAAGUGUAAGAAUCUUGUCUAUCUUAAUUUAUCUCAUAAUAUUCUUGAGGGAGAGAUGAAUUUGACAGGUUUGAGAAAGUUGCAAACAUUGGAUUUGUCGACGAAUAGAAUCAAGGGUGAACUUGAGGUGAAUUUUCCUGAUAAUUGUGAUAGUUUGGUUACUUUGAAUGUUUCGGAUAAUCGGUUUUUUGGUAGGAUUGAUAAGUGUUUUGAUGAGUGUUCAAAGUUGAAGUAUUUGGAUUUGAGUACAAAUAAUCUAAGUGGUGCUUUAUGGAAUGGAAUUUCAAGGUUGAAAAUGUUUUCAAUUUCUGAGAAUUUUCUAAGUGGGAUUGUUCCUUCACAAGCUUUUCCAAUGAAUUGUAGUCUUGAAAAAUUGGAUCUCUCAGUUAAUAAAUUUUUCAGUAAACCUCCUAAGGAAGUUGCAAACUGCAAGAAUUUAGAGAUUCUCAAUCUUUCUAGUAACAAUUUUAGCGGUGAAAUACCUCGUGAAAUUGGUUCAAUUACUCUUCUCAAAUCAUUGUUCUUGCAGAAUAACACCUUCUCAAGAGAUAUUCCAAAUACCCUUUUGAAUUUGACCAAUUUGUUUAUCUUGGAUAUAAGCAGAAACAAAUUUGGUGGUGAGAUACAAGAGAUUUUUGGGAAAUUCAAGCAAUUGAAGUUUCUUUUGUUGCACACAAAUUUUUAUGUUAAAGGAUUGAAUACAUCUGGAAUUUUCACAUUGACCAAUCUUACAAGACUAGAAUUAAGCAACAACAACUUUUCAGGUCCGUUGCCGGCUGAAAUUUCUCGAAUGUCUGGUCUCAUUUUCUUAACAUUAAGCAACAACAAUUUUAAUGGAACUAUUCCAUCUGAAUUAGGAAAGUUGAGUAAAUUGCAAGCACUGGAACUUUCUUCCAAUAGUUUCACUGGACAAAUUCCACCAAGCCUAGGAAAUUUGAAGUCUCUCUUGUGGUUAAUGCUUGCAAACAAUUCGUUAACAGGUGAAAUUCCGCCCAAGUUAGGAAACUGUUCGAGUUUGUUAUGGUUGAACCUUGCAAAUAACAAACUCACUGGAAAAUUUCCUUCUGAGUUAACCAAAAUCGGAAGAAAUGCUAUGGAAACAUUUGAGUCAAAUCAUAAGAACAUGGUUGGAGUUGUUGCCGGAAAUAGCGAAUGCUUAUCGAUGAGAAGAUGGAUACCUGCUGAUUACCCUCCAUUCAGUUUUGUAUAUAGUAUCCUAACCAGGAAAAAUUGUCGAUCCCUUUGGGAUAGAUUGCUCAAAGGAUAUGGAAUUUUUCCUAUGUGUGCAUCUGAACCUUCUACCAGAUCAUCUCAUAAAUUUGGUUAUGUUCAACUAAGUGGUAACCAAAUUAGUGGUGAAAUUCCUUCAGAAAUUGGAACCAUGUUAAAUUUCAGUAUGUUACAUUUAGGCGACAACAAAUUCAGCGGCGAAUUCCCUCCUGAGAUUGGUGGCUUACCACUUAUAGUGUUGAAUAUGACUAGAAACAAGUUUUCAGGUGAAAUUCCUAGGGAAAUUGGUAACAUGAAGUGUAUGCAGAAUCUUGAUUUGUCUUGGAACAAUUUCUCAGGUACAUUUCCGACAAGUUUGAUUAAUUUGGAUGAGCUUAGCAGGUUCAACAUCUCAUAUAAUCCUUUGUUAUCUGGUACUGUACCGUUGUCUGGACAUUUACUUACUUUCGACAAAGAUUCAUACUUAGGUGAUACCCUCUUAGAUUUUCCAAAGUUCUUUGAUAACACUUUAGAUGGAAAAAACAAAACCCUUCACAUAAAAAUGAAAAAAAACACAAAAUGGUAUCUCUGUGUUGCUCUAACCCUAGCUAGUUUGGUUUCUGGACUUCUUUUUCUAAUCGUUUAUUUCUUGGUGAAAAGUCCAUCUUUGGAACAAGGAAAGUUUCUGAAGAAUAAAAACCGAAAUCAUGAUGAUUUAGUUAGCUAUGGAUCUUCACAAUGGUCAUCUGAUUCCUUCAAGAUAAUCCACUUGAACAAUAUAGUUUUCACACAUGCCGACAUCUUGGAAGCAACAAACAACUUCAAAGAGGAAAGAAUCAUAGGAAAAGGCGGUUUCGGAACGGUCUACAAAGGAGUUUUUCCAGAUGGAAGAGAAGUGGCAGUCAAGAAGCUACAAAGGGAAGGAAUCGAAGGCGAAAAAGAAUUCAAAGCCGAAAUGAAAGUCCUUAGUGGUCAAGAAUUUGGUUGGCCUCAUCCAAAUCUUGUCACACUCUAUGGUUGGUGUCUAUAUGGUUCACAAAAGUUACUAGUAUACGAGUACAUAGGAGGUGGAAGUUUAGAAGAACUAGUAACCGAUACAAAAAAUUUAACCUAUAAAAGGCGCUUAGAAGUCGCGAUCGACGUGGCUAAAGCAUUGGUUUAUCUACACCAUGAAUGUUACCCUCCAAUAGUUCAUAGGGAUGUGAAGGCUAGUAAUGUGUUGCUUGACAAAGAAGGUAAAGCAAAGGUAACUGAUUUCGGACUUGCUAGAAUCGUCGAUAUUGGAGAUAGUCAUGUGAGCACAAUCGUAGCCGGAACUGUUGGUUAUGUUGCACCUGAAUAUGGACAAACAUGGCAUGCUACAACAAAAGGUGAUGUUUAUAGUUUUGGUGUGUUGAUUAUGGAGUUGGCAACUGGGAGAAGAGCUGUGGAUGGAGGUGAUGAAUGUUUGGUUGAAUGUGUUAGGCGUGUCAUUGGUAGUGGUAAAAAUGGAUUGAGUAAUUUUGGGGUAGUUGGUGGUGAAAAGGAGAUGUUUGAGUUGCUUCAAGUUGGAGUAAAGUGCACAAAUGAUUUACCACAAAAUAGGCCUAACAUGAAAGAGGUUCUAGCCAUGUUGGUCAAGAUAUUCAAUCUUUAUAGAAAUUCAAAUUAUUGACACCUUGUUUAGUUUGUGUUUCAAAUACGUUGUUUAGUGUUUUUGUUUAUAGAAGAAUGUUGAUAUCAUAGUGUAAGUUGCAAUACAGUAUAUAUACAUAUAACAAAAAUGACAUGCACAAUUGAAUUGAUUUUUCCUUGUGUAUAUUGAAGAAGUUGCUCAA
Molecule: messenger RNA, 3697 nt
Organism: Medicago truncatula (barrel medic)
Lineage: Eukaryota; Viridiplantae; Streptophyta; Magnoliopsida; Fabales; Fabaceae
Product: probable LRR receptor-like serine/threonine-protein kinase At1g74360
Exons: 2
Coding region: 292-3534 (1080 amino acids)
Biological process (GO): protein phosphorylation
Molecular function (GO): protein binding; protein kinase activity; ATP binding
Source: RefSeq, a predicted model, not a curated record